UUAAACCUCUCUGGUAAAGAAGAUCAGAUCCUCUAUCAAAUGAAAGGAACUUGGAAGGGGAAAUGCCAUCCGUGUGAUAUAUCACCCAAAGAAAAACUGAGCAACUUGCCAUUAUUUUAGAGACAGCACGAAAAGAACACCACAGAAGUGGGGCCUCAUCCUUUGAUUUUUAACACAAGAGAAAAGGAGGAUCGUGCUUCAACAAGUUGCAAAAAUAAAUCCACGAUCUUUGACGUUCAGGAGUUUGGAUACUUCAGUACACCAUCCAGCCUCUCCUCGGUGUGUUUCGCAAACAUCACGGGAGAACCCUCUGUGUGGGGCAACUCAGCUGUCUUCUGCCCCCGCCUGGCGCGUGCUGGGAGGUGCCCAGGUCUCACUUGGCUUGAAAUUGUUUGCUUUCAUUUUCCAUGGGUCACACACUGAAGUGGGGAGCCCCACCACCCAAACGCCCAUACCUCAGGAUCCUUCAGCUCUUGCUGCUGGCGGGCCUUUUUUGCUUCUCUUUAGGCAUCAUCCAGGUAACCAAGACCGUGAGAGAAAUAGCAAUCCUAUCCUGCGAGUACAACAUCUCCACUGACGAACUGACGAGCGUUCGCAUCUACUGGCAAAAGGAUCGAGAAAUGGUGCUGGCUGUCAUGUCUGGAAAAGUGCAAGUGUGGCCCAAAUAUGAGAACCGCACCUUCACCGACAUCACCAAUAACCUCUCCAUUGUGAUCCUGGCUCUGCGCCUGUCAGACAAUGGCACAUAUACCUGUGUCAUUCAGAAGAGCGAAAGGGGGUCUUUCAGACUGGAACACCUGACUUCCGUGAUGUUAUUGGUCAGAGCCAACUUUCCUGUCCCUACCAUAGCUGAAGUUGGAAAUCCAUCUCUUAACAUCAAGAGGAUAAAUUGUUCAACCUCUGGAGGUUUUCCAGAGCCUCACCUCUCCUGGUUGGAAAACGGAACAGAAGUAAAUGCCAUCAACACAACGGUUUUCCAAGAUCCUGAAACCGAGCUCUACACUAUCAGCAGUGAACUGGACUUCAACAUGACCAACAACCACAGCUUUGUGUGUCUCGUCAAGUAUGGGGACUUAACAGUCUCACAGACCUUCAAGUGGCAGAUACAACCCAAACUAGACGACUCUCCUACUAACCAGUCCCCGCUCCUGACCAUUAUCAUCACGGUCUCACUCAUUGGGACUUUUGUGAUCGCUGCAGUCAUAUGGCAAAGACUCCAGGCCUGCAGACCUGCUCCAAGAAGGAGGGAGAGGAGUAAUGAGGGUAACAUGGAAAUGGAAUGGCUCUCCUCUAACUCCAGAGGAUCUGCAAAAGCAUCAGGCUGAGUGGAACACCUGGAGAUCCAACGUCCAUCUGAGAUUCUUCUUCUUGGAACUUCGUCAAAUGGCCAGGAUCAUCCCACCUUGCCCUUCAUGUAUCUGUUCUCUAGAAGCCUCUUCACUUCAGUGGAUUUGCAGAAAGUGACUAGAGGAAUAUGCUGGGCACAGAAGUAGCUCUGGUGACCUUGAUCAAGGAAUUUGGAAACAGAAUUCUUUAGACCUGGAAGAGACAUUAGAGAAUACUAGUCUCAUUAAUGAUAAGGAUAUCAAGGCCCUGGAAGGUGACCUGCAUUGUAAAGGCCAAAGUCAGUACCCAGAUUUCCUGGCUCUGGUGCUUUUUUUCCUCCAUCAGUCUAGCCCUGUACUAUUAACUGGGGUACAUAUGUGUAUAUAUACACAUCAGUCAAAGUGCUUCUGGAAACAGAAUUUUCCAACAUCAGGUCAACUUCAGAUACUUGAUCUGAUGCAAUACGGGAGAAAGAUUUUAUGUUGUUGUUGUGUUUUGUUUAUGUUGUUGAAAGCAAUCCAAUGUUACUGUGUGGCAAGUAUGUUCGUAUGUAUACCUAUAUGAAGACAAUGGAACUAUUAUUGGUGUUUAGCCAGUAUUUCAGUUUUCAUUGUGGUCUCUGUUGCUCUCCCAACUUCUCCAUCAGGUUCAGGAGAAAGUAGAACUAUGUGAGACUCAUUUCCUCUGACAUGUGAGACAAACGACUCACGCACCUCAAAGCAGUAGGCAGGUUGGAGAGAGAGAGUUUGGUUUAAACAGUCACAUUCUACUGGUUCAUAUUGGACUGAUAAUCUCCCUAAGUGGUUUUAUGCUAGUUUAACCUUAUUUGUAAAACAUUUAUGAGAAAGUUCUCAUUUAAGAUAAGAUACGUUUUUAUUGUGUAGAUACUAAAGAGUAAGCUGUCUUCAGAAGAAACUGAUUGAGGUAAUGAAAACAGCAUUCUGUAGGGCUUCCUUAGAUCCCUACAGUGGCUUUUCUUCCUUGGUAUUUCUGGAUCCUUCUGACAUUAGCAGAGAAUUGAAAACAAAGAAGUGACCCACUGCUGUUUCUCUGUUACUUACUCUUUCUCUGAAACUUCCUUCCACACUCACUGGCCCAGGAGUGGACCUAAGGUAAGCUGGGGUGAUCAGACAUUCUCAUCUGAAAAUUUGGAGUUGGACAGCAAAAGUUGACCAAGUUUCUCCAAUGUGGCUGGAUUUAAAACAUCUAAUUUUGGUAGCUAUAAAAGGACCAGAUUAUGCUAUAUAGUCUAAGAACAGAAGUACACUUUUAAAUGGUGUACCAGAACAAAAUCACUGAAAAUAAAGGUAGCAGACUGACAAGAACUUAAAGCAAAGAAACAAACAACAAAAAACACAGGAAUUACUGCAUUUAGUUAAGAUUUAUAAUCCUCAGACAUGAUCAAAAGGAGACAUCAAGAAGUAAUUAGCCACAAAAUAGGGUAAACCUAACAGACAGCUUAUUUAUACUUUACAUAAGUAUAUUAAGUUAUUGCUUAUUACAUUUAAUAAAUGUGUCAGCACUGUUUUUUCAAAGAAUUUUAUUUUACUUUUAUUGUUCUGAUAUUUGUGUGAUAUGAAUAAAAUUAUUUUUAAAACGAAC
This is a messenger RNA of Equus quagga, 2928 nucleotides long. RefSeq names its product CD80 molecule (gene CD80). Gene Ontology annotation, molecular function: coreceptor activity. Gene Ontology annotation, biological process: positive regulation of T cell proliferation; immune response; negative regulation of T cell proliferation. Gene Ontology annotation, cellular component: external side of plasma membrane. NCBI's taxonomy places the organism in Eukaryota, Metazoa, Chordata, Mammalia, Perissodactyla, Equidae. Bases 408 to 1325 code for a protein of 305 amino acids. The transcript has 7 exons. The record is from RefSeq and is a predicted model, not a curated record.